This is a messenger RNA of Cotesia congregata, 1164 nucleotides long. Lineage: Eukaryota; Metazoa; Arthropoda; Insecta; Hymenoptera; Braconidae. The record is from the annotation of a GenBank genome assembly.
AUGUCAAGAAUAUUUUUAAGUAAUUUAAAAGUAAUAAAUAGUGUAAUAAUUAGCUGCGGUAAAUCAAAAACAGCGUCGAGGUUGGCAUAUUUGGGGGUUGGAGUCAUAGCAACAGGUAUUGUAACAUACAGUAGUUCAAAAAAUGAAGUGUAUGCAGCUCAACCACAACUGGAUGUAUCUAAAUUUAUGGCAAGCCCAAUAACCCCAGUGGAAGAAUUAAAAAAAAAUGGGAGCAGUAUGAAAAGUAAAAUGGAAAUUCUCAUUCUAAAAAUACAAGCUGACUUUUGUAAAUCUUUAGAGUCAUUUGAAGAUGAAGAACGCUUCAAAGUUGACAGGUGGUUGCGCACAGAGGGUGGUGGCGGUAUUACCUGUGUGAUGCAAGAAGGUAAAGUUUUUGAGAAAGCCGGCGUCAAUAUUUCCGUAGUAUCUGGUAUGUUACCACCAGGUGCUAUCCAACAAAUGCGAGCACGUGGUAAACAAAUGGACGAAGGCAGCUUGCCAUUCUUCGCAGCAGGUGUUAGUGCUGUCAUUCAUCCACGUAAUCCCAUGAUACCCACAAUACAUUUUAAUUAUCGUUAUUUUGAAGUUGUUAAUAACGACGGUACUGUACAAUGGUGGUUCGGAGGCGGAACUGAUCUAACUCCGUAUUAUUUAAAUGAAGAUGAUGCUCGUCAUUUUCAUCAGACUCUUAAAAAAGCCUGCGACCAGCACGAUCCAUCUUACUACGCGAGAUUUAAAAAAUGGUGCGAUGAAUAUUUUUUCAUUAAACACCGCGGCGAGUGUCGAGGAGUUGGCGGGAUAUUUUUUGAUGAUAUAGACACGCCCAAUCAAGAUGCGGCAUUUAAAUUUGUGAGCUCGUGUGCUAAGUCUGUUAUACCCUCGUAUGUUCCCUUGGUUGCUAAGCACAAAGAUGAUGGGUAUGGAUAUGCUGAACGUCAGUGGCAACUGCUGAGACGAGGACGUUACGUUGAAUUUAAUUUAAUUUAUGAUCGUGGAACCAAAUUUGGACUUUAUACUCCGGGUGCCAGGUAUGAAAGUAUUUUAAUGUCGUUGCCGUUAACUGCAAGGUGGGAGUAUAUGCACGAACCAGCUGUUGGAUCUAAAGAAGCUCAACUUAUGGAAGUACUCCGUACUCCUAAAAACUGGCUCAAUAUUAAAGAAUAA